This is a messenger RNA of Corylus avellana, 1485 nucleotides long. RefSeq lists its product as uncharacterized. NCBI's taxonomy places the organism in Eukaryota, Viridiplantae, Streptophyta, Magnoliopsida, Fagales, Betulaceae. The record is from RefSeq and is a predicted model, not a curated record. Gene Ontology annotation, cellular component: nucleus. Gene Ontology annotation, molecular function: sequence-specific DNA binding; DNA-binding transcription factor activity, RNA polymerase II-specific. Gene Ontology annotation, biological process: positive regulation of DNA-templated transcription.
CCUCCAGUCCUUUCACCUAGCUCCAUAUAACCCCAUCAAGCUCUCCAUCCCAGAGAAGAAUCUCUCUCUAUCUCUCUCUCUCCAUCAAAGUUCUCAACUUUGGAGCUCUCCCACCCAAACAGAAUACUCUACCUCACGCACAACAGUUAUCUGCGAGAAAAUUUUUCUCUGACGAACUAAAUGUGCUACCUCUUUGUCUUCUUCCGUUGCUGAGUGAUGCGUUUGAGCUCUCCCCACUCUCAAACUUCCCACAUUACAGUGAUCCUCACCACCCGCUUCUUCUGUCAGAGGCUUUAGAGAUUUAAUCUCUGUACAAAAAGUCUAUGACCGUUGCUUUUGGCUUUCUACAAUACUACCGUUUAAGUUCCUCUGGGACUUCAAAUACACAACUGAAAAAAAAACGAAAAGCUAUGGCGGGUGGUAAAGUCUAUGGGGGUGCUUCAAACAUGAGCGUCUUACUUCAAAGCGAAAGGCUUCCUUGUUCUUCUGAGGUCCUUGAGCCUCUCUGGAUUACCAGCUCUGAUCCCUCUUUGCACGCUUCAAAAUCCAUGGUUAAUUUUGACAAGGCUAGUGGAGGAGACAACACUGCUAGCCCAUUUUUCCAACAGCUCAGUAACGAUGAAAAUGGUGAUGAGGAGGAUUGUGAUGGGUGCUAUCAUCGACCCGGAAAGAAAAGGCGGCUUACAGCCAAUCAAGUUCAGCUUCUUGAGAGAAGUUUUGAGGUGGAAAACAAGCUUGAGCCAGAGAGGAAGAUCCAACUAGCAAAGGAACUUGGUUUGCAGCCUCGGCAAGUUGCCAUAUGGUUUCAAAACCGGCGGGCUCGUUUUAAAACCAAACAACUGGAAAAGGAUUAUGACUCAUUGAAAGCUAGUUAUGAUAGGCUCAGGGUUGACUAUGACAAUCUCAUCAAGGAGAAGGAAGGCUUGGAAAAUGAGGUUAAUUCCCUGAGGGACAAAUUGCUUAGUAGAGAGAAAGGCAAGGAAAAUGAGGAACCAAUUAAUGCCUGCAAGUCAUCAAAUGCAGAAAUCCGAGAGCCGAUACCAAAUGCAGUUUCUGAGAAGGUUUCCAAUGCGCCAUUAUUGGUGUGUAAACAGGAAGAUGCAAGUUCUGUCAAAAGUGAUGUUUUUGACUCGGAUCGGGAUAGCCCAAAUUACACUGAUGGGAACCAUUCUUCAUUGUUAGAGCCUGCUGACUCUUCUCAUGCCUUUGAGCCAGAGCAGUCAGAUUUCUCACAAGACGAAGAAGAUAAUCACUGCAAGAUCCUCCUGCCCCUGCCCCAAGCAUGCUUUCUAAAAGUUGAAGAUGGUGGAUGUAACGAUCUCCCGCUUGCAAAUUAUUGUAAUUUUGGUUUCCCUGUGGAAGAUCAGUCCUUUUGUUUCUGGAACUACUGAGUUAUAUCAUGUCACUUAAGCUUCUAAAUUUCUAUGAUGCGCACUUAGUUGUAAUUAUGUUUAGCAAGCAAUAAAUCCUAUUACCUUGCCCUUA